UAAUGUUGAGCUCUGUAGAUCAACAGAGGGGAUCGUAUGCAAAUAUUGAUGUCCAUGUGCUGUCGUAGUAUGAGUUACUAUAAGGAGGUAAUGCGCUAAAGAUUAUUGUUCUUGACAGAAAAGAAUAGGAGUCACUGUGUUGAUGCUGUGGGGUGAGAGUUUCCAUAGAGUUUCCCUGUAUCUGAUUCCGCUGAUGGCAGGGAAUUUGUUUCCGUUGUUGCGGUGAGCGGCGUGCGGUGUGGAUGUCCUGCUCACUGUCCGUCUCAUCCUCCUCGUCGUCUGCCUGCCGUUUGCUCACUGUCCUUGUCGUCGUCGACCAUCAACGCGCAUACAUCGACCUCUUCCGUCGAAGGCAGAGUCAGUCAAUGACCAACCAACCACCGCAACCUCAGCAAAUACAGCAACAGCAGUACCAAACUAACCAGCAGCAACAACUCCACCAUCACUUCCUCCAACCAGCCGCUCAACCCGGCCCAUCCCUCUCCCCCAACCCGCCGAACGUCGCACUCCUUAUGGCAGCCCCAGGCUUAGUAGCUUCAGCAGGCCAGCUACCGGCUCUCCACCUUUAUCCGCUCAACGACUCCUUUGUUCCUAAGCAGAUAUCGCUUGCGCAAGGGAAGGUCCGCAUAGGACGGCAGACAAACGCGAGAACAGUUCCGGGCGAGAGGAAUGGCUACUUUGACAGCAAGGUACUCAGUAGGAUGCAUGCCGAAGUAUGGGAGGAGAAUGGCAAAAUACUGAUCAAAGACGUCAAAAGUUCCAACGGUACAUUUAUCAACUCGGAGCGGCUUUCCCCUGAGGGGGCUGAGUCGGAGCCCUUUGAGCUCAAAUCGGAGGACAUCGUCGAAUUCGGAAUCGACAUCGUAGGGGAAGACAACCGCACGAUAGUGCAUCACAAAGUUGCUGCCAAGGCCUACUGCAUCCUCUCGCCAGAAGACAUGGCCGCCUCACAGCGAGAGAUGCAAUACUUACGCAAUCCGUCCAACCGUCUGCCUCAUCCCGUCAUCAAUGGCGCCCCUCCAGGUCCACAGGUCAAUGGUGGCAUGCCAAACGGCGUACCAGGCCCUGGUCCAUCUCAGCAGGGUGGACCGCAGGUGCAGCAGCAGCAGCAAGGCCAGACUCUGGGCGGGAUGGGCGCUGCUCGUGCUCCCGGUAAAAGCGGGCUUACCUUCGAUCAUCUCCUUAGCAGAUUGCAAGGGGAGAUCGUUAAAAGCCGGGAUACUGGCAACGAGCUCGGUAUGAUAGGAAGGGAGAUGAGUGAGAUCGGGGAGACCUUGAGUGGGAACUUGCCGCAGCAUCCACCCCCACCACCGCCCCAGUCACUAAGUGGACAGUACCAGCGCGACCUGCCUGCACCCUCGAGUAGCUCCUCAGCUAUGCUGAGCUCACUCCAAUCCCAACUACAUGAGACCCGCGCUUCCCUCGCGACCCACGCCGACAAAGUGCGCACGCUGGAGAGCUUGCUUGUGGAGCACGAUGCGCUCAAGCAGGAAGUGGCCGGAAUGAGGGAGGCGAUGGAAGAGAGCCGGCGAAUCGUGGAACUCUGGCGAGGUGAGAGAGGGCGACCGCAGGACAAGGCGGAGAUGAAGGAAAUUGUCGACGCGCGGCCAGAGGCAGAAGGCGAAGCGGAAGCCGAUGAUGAUAUGGACGACAGCAAGAGCGUCCUUACGAUCGUACCUGGUGAUGAAGAAGCCGAGCACGACCAAAUUUUCAUACCCGAUUCUGAGCCCGAGCGCGAGCAAGAGCAAGGAACUAUAACCGACGAGGAAAUUCAACAUGUGCUUGAGCAUGCCCAAGAAGAGCCGCAUGACCGGCAGGCGCAGGCGCAGCUGGAUAGUAGCUCUCUCCAACCCGAGGAACAAGAGCUUCACCGGCCCAAGACACCUGAGCCUACGGGCCAUGGGCUCGAUGAUGACGAGCCUCAGUCGGACAUGCAGCAGGAGAUCCACCUCCUUGGAAAUGGAGUUCCUCCCCAUCCGCAGGCGCAAGAGGAGGACGUCGACGUUCCCCCACUUCCGCUUGGUGCGACGCUUCCUCCCUCACCACCUUCCCCGCCAAGAGGUUUUACCUUGACCGAAGUCGCGCCGGUCGUAACAGCGGAAUUUAUGACCCGUACAGAGCAUGCAGGCCAUCUCAGCAGUCUUAUGACGCAAGUCUCGGAUAUCUCUUCUCAACUCUCCGCUGCCCUCGCUCUAUCCCAGGAGUUCUCCACUCAGCAGGAGAUCAUCAGGGAGCUGGAGUCCCGCUUAGCCGGGUGGGAGGAAUGGAAACGCGGCCUCGAGGAACGCGUUGGUGGGAUCGGAGCCAGAGUGGACGUGGUGGAGACGUGGAGGAAGGAAAGGGAGGAGGAAAGGACGCGGGACGAAGAAUGGGAAAGGGAGAGAGACGAAAUGUCUGAUCCUGAUCAUGAGCUGCCGGAAGGAGAGGCAGUUCCCGGCUCCGAUGAAGAGGGGCGUGAAGGGGAAGCGGUCCCUCCUCAGGCACUAAGGCCCAGACGGAGGAGGAAGUCCAGGGGAUCAAGGCCCCAGGGAAUAAACGGGUCCACGCACACGCAUGGCUCGUCUUCCCCUUCUUCCUCCUCCGACCUAGACAAGACCCAUCCUGCCCCGCCUGCUCCGUCAGGCAGGCGCCAUCUCCCUCGCCCCGGCACGCGUGUGCGGGGCGAGCCUGGCCUGUCCGACAACCCGGGCAAGGAACGUGAUGGGUCAGAGGGGGACACCCUCGUCGAGUCCCUUCCUGAUAUGGACGGAGGCGAGGACAAGUCACUCAUCGACUCACCGAUGUCGGCCACCUUCCCUGGAGGGCCUGUGGAUCACUCACAUAAAACACACGCAGUACGUGGCUCGCUCGCUGCCCGGGCUGCAGCGGGCGCAAAGGAUCUAAGCGGUACCGGCGCGAUCGGAAACGUCCUCCUACCCGUGGCCGUGGUCGUUGUCGCCGGCAUUGCCGCUUGGGCAGUUGUCAACCGAGCACGAGAAUGAAGGGCUGGUCCCGCCAAAAACCCCAUUGCAUACAUGGUCAUGGAUCGCGUUGGGUUGGUUAUUUUUCGUCCCCGAUUCCCUUUUGCUGCGUUUUCUCAUAUUCCUCGUCUGUUACAAUAUUCUUUCUCGUCAUUCGUCGCACCUUUCCGUACAAUGCAUAUUCCUAUCCCCUCGCUCCUCCUUCCUCUCUUU
Dacryopinax primogenitus is the source of this 3173-nucleotide messenger RNA. RefSeq lists its product as uncharacterized. The record is from RefSeq and is a predicted model, not a curated record. Gene Ontology annotation, cellular component: cytoplasm. Bases 243 to 2981 code for a protein of 912 amino acids. Lineage: Eukaryota; Fungi; Basidiomycota; Dacrymycetes; Dacrymycetales; Dacrymycetaceae. The transcript is spliced from 5 exons. Gene Ontology annotation, molecular function: protein binding.